Molecule: messenger RNA, 2809 nt
Organism: Pectinophora gossypiella (pink bollworm)
Lineage: Eukaryota; Metazoa; Arthropoda; Insecta; Lepidoptera; Gelechiidae
Exons: 3
Coding region: 1403-2419 (338 amino acids)
Biological process (GO): DNA integration
Molecular function (GO): nucleic acid binding
Source: RefSeq, a predicted model, not a curated record
UGGCAACACACAUUCUCUUUGAUCUUCAUUUUUUACCAUGUAACAGUGUCAGUCUCAAAUAAACCCAAUUUAAAAUUACUAAAAGUGACUUCUCAUUUAUUGAACACAACAAAAUGGUGCCGAAAAACAGUCUACAUCUCAAGAAAGUGUUAUUUCGACAAAGUGGUAGUGAACUUGUGUAAAAACAUCAUGUAGCAGUUUCGUCGCGCGGAGGACAUUUUACAGAAGCCACGAAGCCAUUCCGAUCACGUGACCAAGUCCUGACAUUUCAACGCAGUACACUGCAUGUCGGGUCACAUCAGCGCACGCCCACCAAACUCAUCGGAUCAAUCGUGCACAACCGGCGAUGUAAAGCAUAAUAAGUUCUUACCACAGACAAUGACAUAAAAGGAUUGAAAUUUUUCUUCAUUCAUUCAUUCAAAAAAAAUAGCAACGUAAUGCAGUGAAUAAAAACAAACGCUUCUUUUUUAUUGAUAUUGCCCGACGGAUUUGCCUGGUCAGUCCUCUAAAUAAUAUUACUUGUAUCGCAACAGUACAGUGCAGCAAUAACACUGCAUGUCUAACAUUUCUUCGGAAUCAAAUACUUCGACGGAGUGGUACGACGAAGAAGAACGUGACGAUAGAAUGGCGGAACAGGUAAAGCGUCUCAAUAUAGCACGUGGCCAGUGCAAGGCCACCAUAACAAGAGCUGAAAAAUUCUUCACGGACACCCCGUUAGAAUCAAUAACGACAGAGGACUUGCAGAUCAGGCAAAAAUCAAUUUGCGCGGCAUAUGAAAAAUACCAAUCGCUUUCCAUUGACAUGCAACUUCUUGAUGUAGAAGUCGAUGCAGAUGAUGAAGAGAUGGAAUCACGCUACACUAAAUUAGAAGUUACCAUACAACGUCUGCUAUCCAACUCUGUGACCAAAUGUGGCCAGGCGAAAACUACUGAGGCUAACCAUUCUGCGGCUCAUCUAACGUCAUUGGAGAUACCAGUUUUUGAUGGAAGGGACAUCUCUCUUUAUAAACCAUUCAUGGAAAUGUUUGAGGCCGUUGUACAUCAUGAUAACCGGCUGUCAGAUGUCCAGAAAUUAUGUUUCCUCAAGAAAUAUGUACGGGGCGAGCCUCUACAACUGAUAGAUAGUUUACCGAUCGUUGGAGUCUCCUACACUGAUGCUGUAAGUUUGUUGAAGAAACGGUACGACAAUGAAGCUUUGCUGAUACAUAACCAUGUCUGCAACUUACUCGAUCUGCCUGCUGUGCAGAGAGGAACAGCUCAACAGCUAAGGGAACUCACCGCUAAAGUGAGGUGUCCCUACUCCUGGAUGUAAACGUCUUCUUUCGAGCGGUGAAGGAUGGCAAGAUCGAGUGGGGCCCAUCGGAUCCGAUACUACUCAACACUCGUUUUGGAUACAUCGUCUCAUGCAAUUUUCCAAAACACAACAACGGUUAAAAGCUGAAGGAGCUAAGCAGCUCAUGGGCUCUCUGCCCAAGGACAGAGUAAAUCCUGCCAGGGUCUUUGAGAAGGUGGGCCUGGACUAUUGCGGCCCAUUUGAAGUGAAGCAAUCAACAGUAAGGCGAAGCAUAGUGUCUAAAGGCUAUGUUCUUGUGAUUGUUUGUUUCACAACAAAGGCUGUACACUUAGAAGUUGUGUCAGACAUGACCACUGAGGCCUUUCUCGCAGCCCUUAAGCGCUUCAUAGCUCGCAGAGGCUUACCUUCAGAUAUCUAUUCAGAUAAUGCAAAAACAUUCAAAGGUGCUCAUAAUAAGCUUAAUGACCUUUAUAAACUUGCAAAUAGUAGUGAUUUUCAAAAUUCAGUAAGUAACUUCACUGCCAAUAAAGGCAUUCAAUUCCAUUUCAUACCUGACUACAGUCCCAACCAUGGUGGCUUGUGGGAAGCUGCGGUAAAGUCAGCAAAAUAUCAUAUGAAGCGUAUUGUUGGAUUAAAAACUUAUACUUACGAGCAGCUUUCCACCAUAUUUACAGAGAUUGAGGCCGUUCUCAAUUCUCGGCCCAUCACCCCCAUGUCUCAGGAUCCUUCAGAUUUUUCCUGCCUAACACCAGGCCAUUUUAUAAUAGGUUGUCCUCUUACAUCGUACCCAUGUCCAGAUCUCACUGAGAUCCCUAUCAACAGACUUAAGUUUUGGCGGUCCUGUGAGCAAGCUCGACAGCAUUUUUGGCGGGCCUGGUCGCAUGACUACUUGUCAAGUCUUCAUCAGAGGCACAAAUGGCAAUAUGAGGUAAAUAACAUUAAAGAAAACAUGGUAGUUUUGCUAAAACACCCAUCCACCCCGCCUCUUCAAUGGCCUCUUGGCAGGAUUUCUAAGGUUUAUAUUGGUGAUGACAACAAAGUACGUACAGUACAAAUUGUAACUGCUGAUCAUAAAUAUCACACUAGGGCUGUGUCAAAGAUUGUUAUUCUGCCUACAGAAAACUAACAUGAUGUACUUAAACUAGUACGCUAAUUAAUUUUAAGUUUAGUUUAAGUUUGCUCGUAGGACUUCAUUUAUGAUGUGUAGUUUCAAGCUUGCUUGACUACGAUGCCAAGAGUAUUAUGUACCUAUCUUAUUUAGUGGUUUCACUACCCACCUGGUGUUCAUACAUCUUCUCUUUAACUUAUGUAAAGUAUAUAUACAAUGUGAAACAUAGUGUUCAUACACCUAUCUUUUGCUUGUAUAAAGUUAGUUAUGUAUCCAUAUACAUGUCAAUAAUUAGUACCUAUCUCAAACUAGUACUAUAUGAUUAACUUUUCUCACAUUGUUGCUGUCACUUUACCUUUUAUAACUUACCUAUACCUAUUUUAGUAUUCAUAGGUCAAUUAGACAAUU